AUUGUUGUUAUAUUUGGUGGACUCCGGGAUAGUUGCUUACAAAGGCAGAUCACGCUAAGAAGUCAAAAUGCCGCCUAGAGAUUACGCAGCAGAUAAAGAAAAGAUCAAAACAUUCCUGCGGGAGUUCUAUGUAGACGGCGAUGAUGGUGGAAAAGACUUUGUUUAUGGACAACAAUUGGUCAAAAUAGCCCACAGAGAACAGGUAGCCUUGACCAUUGAUCUAGACAACAUUAAUGAUUUUGACCCAGAACUCAAAGACGCUAUUGAAGAAAACACUCGCAGAUACACUGCACUUUUUGCUGAUGCCAUUCAAGAGAUUCUACCAGAUUACAAAGAAAGAGAGGUGGUCCACAAAGAUGCCCUUGAUGUUUACAUCGAGCACAGGUUGCUGAUGGAGCAGAGGAACCAUCCUGAUGGUCAAGAAAUAACCAGAGACCCCAGGAAUAAAUACCCAGCAGAGCUUAUGAGGAGAUUUGAGGUGUACUUCAAGGCCCCAAGCCAUGAAAAGCAUCAGCUGAUUCGAGAGGUGAAAGCAAACUGCAUUGGAAAGCUGGUUCAGGUCAAGGGCAUUGUGACAAGGACAACAGAGGUGAAACCAAUGAUGGUUGUGGCAACUUACACCUGUGAUACAUGUGGAAAUGAAACUUAUCAACCUAUAAACUCUCCAUCUUUUAUGCCUUUGAUUAUGUGCCCUAGUCAAGAAUGUACCACCAACAGAUCUGGUGGAAGAUUGUAUUUACAGAGUCGUGGCUCAAAGUUUGUCAAGUUCCAGGAAAUCAAAAUACAAGAGCAUAGUGAUCAAGUUCCAGUGGGAAAUAUUCCCAGAAGUAUGACGGUGAUAUGCCGUGGGGAAACGACGAGAUGUGCCUUGCCAGGGGACCAUAUCAGCAUAACAGGUGUAUUUCUACCUUUGAUGAAACAAGGUUAUGGACAACUUCAACAGGGACUUUUGUCAGAAACAUACAUGGAAGCACAUAGAGUUGUAAAGAUGAAUAAAACAGAGGAUGACGAAUUAGGAGCUGAGGAGUUGACAGAAGAUGAAAUCAAACAGGUGGCAGAGGAUGAUUUCUAUGAUAAACUGGCUAGCAGCAUUGCACCUGAGAUCUAUGGACAUGAGGAUGUUAAAAAGGCCCUCCUAUUACUUCUGGUAGGGGGAGUGGACAAAUCUCCUCGAGGCAUGAAAAUCAGAGGUAACAUCAACAUCUGUUUGAUGGGAGACCCUGGUGUGGCCAAGUCUCAGUUGCUAUCAUACAUUGACAGAUUGGCUCCUAGAAGUCAGUACACCACUGGACGGGGAUCCUCAGGGGUUGGUCUGACAGCAGCCGUGAUGAAGGACCCAAUCACAGGAGAGAUGACUCUAGAGGGCGGAGCGUUGGUCCUGGCUGAUCAGGGCGUGUGUUGUAUUGAUGAGUUUGACAAGAUGAUGGAGGCAGAUAGGACUGCAAUCCACGAGGUCAUGGAGCAGCAAACCAUCUCCAUUGCUAAGGCUGGAAUCAUGACAAGUUUAAAUGCUCGAGUCUCCAUUCUGGCUGCAGCUAACCCAGCAUAUGGUCGAUACAACCCCAAAAAGUCUAUUGAGCAGAAUAUCCAGCUGCCCGCUGCACUACUGUCUAGGUUUGAUUUGCUGUGGCUGAUACAAGACAAGGCAGACAGAGAAAAUGAUUUGAGACUGGCUCAGCACAUCACAUAUGUCCACCAACAUAAUGUUCAGCCACCAUCGCAGUUCACUCCCUUGGAUAUGAAACUGAUGAGACGGUAUAUUGCCCUGUGUAAGAAGAAACAGCCAGUGAUUCCAGAGAAUUUGUCAGAUUACAUCACUGGUGCUUAUGUAGAAAUGAGGAAGGAGGCUAGAAACAGUAAGGACACCACAUUUACUUCCGCUCGCACUCUGCUUGCCAUCCUCCGUCUUUCCACGGCUCUUGCCAGGCUGCGAUUGGCUGAUAUGGUGGAAAAGGAAGAUGUUAAUGAGGCAAUGAGACUGAUGGAAAUGUCCAAGGAUUCACUGAAUCCAGCUCAUGAAAUGCACAACAGAGCCCACAAUGUGACUGAUCAGAUAUUCAGCAUCGUCCGAGAAAUGGCUCCUUCUAAGGGUCUGAGGUCAGUGAAGAUUUCAGAGGUCAUGGAACAGUGUGUUUCCAAGGGGUUCAAGCCAGAUCAGGUGGAUGCUUGUAUAGAGGAAUAUGAAGAACUGAAUGUCUGGCAAACAAACCAGGCACACACUAAGAUCACUUUUAUCUGAGCCAGGAUUGGCCAUAUUACAGUCACCUGGAGGUGCAGCUAUGCCAAACACUGUUUAUGUGAGGAACAAAUUUCCCUCUGGAGUAGAUCAAGACAUUUAACUUUAUUUGACAAAUACUGAAAAUGACAGAAAAAUGAUUUAUUGAACAGUUUGAAUGAUUUUAUGUUUUGUAAGUAAUUUUAUACACAUAUUUUUGUUCAGGUGCCACCAAUUAUGUGUUCGAAAGCAAGCUUGGAAUUCACUGUGUUCAUGAUAAGGUAUAUACUGUAUUGUUCAAAGCUGACAUUUUUAUGAUGUAUAUAGUAUUUAUAGAAAUGGAAUUUAAUGAAAUA
Molecule: messenger RNA, 2571 nt
Organism: Saccostrea echinata
Lineage: Eukaryota; Metazoa; Mollusca; Bivalvia; Ostreida; Ostreidae
Product: DNA replication licensing factor mcm7-like
Exons: 14
Coding region: 68-2239 (723 amino acids)
Biological process (GO): DNA strand elongation involved in DNA replication; double-strand break repair via break-induced replication; DNA replication initiation
Cellular component (GO): nucleus; MCM complex
Molecular function (GO): ATP binding; ATP hydrolysis activity; single-stranded DNA helicase activity
Source: RefSeq, a predicted model, not a curated record